Cavenderia fasciculata is the source of this 1023-nucleotide messenger RNA. RefSeq lists its product as uncharacterized. Gene Ontology annotation, molecular function: GDP-mannose 4,6-dehydratase activity. Gene Ontology annotation, biological process: GDP-mannose metabolic process. The record is from RefSeq and is a predicted model, not a curated record. Lineage: Eukaryota; Evosea; Eumycetozoa; Acytosteliales; Cavenderiaceae. The transcript is spliced from 3 exons. Bases 1 to 1023 code for a protein of 340 amino acids.
AUGGAAGAGAUAAGAAAGGUAGCUUUGAUUACAGGUAUAACAGGACAAGAUGGAUCAUAUCUAACAGAGUUUUUACUAUCAAAAGGGUAUACUGUACAUGGUAUCAUUAGAAGAUCAUCAUCAUUUAAUACACAACGUAUUGAUCAUUUAGACUUUUCACCAAAUUCAAGAUUACAUUUACAUUAUGGAGAUUUAACAGAUUCAACCAAUUUAGUUAGUAUAGUUCACAAGGUUAAUCCAACAGAGGUAUAUAAUCUUGGAGCACAGAGUCAUGUAAAGGUAUCGUUUGAAUGUGCAGAGUAUACUUCUGAUGUGGAUGCUCUAGGGUGUCUACGUCUGCUAGAUGCCAUUCGAUCGUGUAAUUUGGAGAAACAAGUCAAGUUUUAUCAGGCCUCUACGAGUGAACUGUAUGGCAAGGCAAGGGAGAUACCACAGUCAGAGACGACGCCAUUCUAUCCUCGGUCACCAUACGCAGUGGCCAAACAAUUUGCAUACUGGACAUGUGUAAACUAUCGUGAGGCAUACGGUAUCUUUGCGUGCAACGGUAUUCUGUUCAACCACGAGUCUCCUCGUAGAGGUAUGACAUUUGUCACUCGAAAGAUUACACGGUUUGUGGCACGUAUAAAGGCCGGUCAAAACGACACCUUGUAUCUUGGCAAUUUGAAUGCAAAGAGAGAUUGGGGUCAUGCAAGAGACUAUGUAGAGGCAAUGUGGUUGAUGUUGCAACAAGACCAAGCACAAGAUUUCGUUAUUGCCACUGGUGAGACACACUCGGUCAGAGAGUUUACGGAAAAGGCGUUCAAAGAGAUUGGUGUCACUAUCAAAUGGCGUGGAGAAGAUCUCAACGAAGAAGGGGUCGACCCCAAAUACUUUCGUCCAACCGAAGUAGACAUCCUCUUGGGCAAUCCAACCAAAGCUCAACAAAUUCUAAAAUGGAAACCUAAAACCUCUUUUGAGCAUUUAAUCAAAGAAAUGGUUGAAAAGGAUUUUGAAUAUUUAAAUGCUGGUGAUAAAUAUAAUUAA